AAUGGUUCUUCGUUCCCAGGGUUCCGUGAGAGCCGUUUGCCCCACCCCACCUCUUCAACGCUAUCUAUCUCAAUGUUCAAUCCUCAGAGAGAAAAGGGGGCAAAAAUAAUUCAGAGUAACACCGCAAAGAAACGAUUCUGCUCUCCCCGGCCGGUCCACCGGAGCCGACGCGGCCUCUCGGCGGUUAAAGGUAAACGUCUUGGACAGUGACUGAGAGCACCGCGGUGUGUUCAUGUAUCAUGCACAUGUAACCAUAAUCUGCCGUACGGAUUCAAAGGGAAUACACAAACCUGAGAGACUUGACAGCGGGCUGUUCCUGCGCCAAACAAGGAAAUAACGGAGGCUUUUUUCCACCAGUAUCACCUGGAUAUCGCGUUAUAUUCAAGGACAUCCGACUGCCAAAAACCAAUCGCCUUUGCUUCCCGAUGUGAGGAGAAAUACAAAUUAACGUGACAGAGAGAAAAAGGACGAAGAAGGGGCCUCUUUUCUUCUGGGGUCUGGUCAAACCCUCCGAAAAAAAGCAAAGCACCAGCAUCUGUGGACGGGGAGAGGAAAUAAUUUCGGCUAAAAACAAGAUAUUAUUGAUAUCAACCCCCCCAGCUCCCAAAAAAACGGUGUAUUCCUGACGAGUUGUGAUAGAGAAAGAAGCCCCGGUGUAGCCUGAUGAUUCACAUGCCGUCAUUUUAAGAGGAAAUAUUUAUUUUUUAUUUGUUUCCCACCCGCCCUCUGAUGUGCUUUGGUUAGUUGGAUUGCAAACAACAUUUACAAAAAUACACAUUUAAAUCAUAGAGAUAAAUAGUGUUGUGUGUGGAAAAGGAUUGAAUGGCAGUGUGAGAUAUCUGCCGAAGAUGGGCUCCAGAGGAGACAUUUGCUAAGAAAUCUAAACAUAUACGUUGAAAACAGCUAUAAGGAAACCGGACCACCGACGUUCAUGCGUGUACAUUACAGGGCUGGAAAAUUCACAUCCACUCUCUCAUAUCAAUGUUGAUGACUUCAUUGCUGAUUUACAGUGAAAAACACAGGAAUCAAGCGACUGAGAGGGCGGCAUCGUUGCUCUGCUGCUUUUUAUAUGUAGUGAUCUCCUGCCAGUAAAUAGCCACAUCCAUCGGAUACAUAUUGUGCCAAAGCCUGGUGGAGCUCACCGUCUACUACCUAACAUCUUCUUUCAUCUGGCAACAUAAAUGUCACCCAUUUUGAGCCAGGUGUUUCUCUGUUGGGCCAGUCUAGGAAUUUAGGAUUGAUUAAUUUUCUCCUGAUCAACACCCUCCCUCCUUCCUCCCUUCCUACACCUACCUACCAAAACACCCACCCUGCCUCCCCCUGAACCUAUCACUGGGUUUUUUUGGGAAGAUGGGCUGUCUUGGCAAUAGUAAGACUGAAGACCAACGAAAUGAGGAGAAGGCACAGAGGGAAGCCAACAAAAAGAUAGAGAAGCAGCUCCAAAAAGACAAACAGAUAUACCGGGCCACUCACCGGCUACUACUAUUAGGGGCCGGUGAAUCCGGGAAAAGCACGAUAGUCAAACAGAUGCGAAUAUUGCACGUCAAUGGCUUCAACGCAGAGGAGAAAAAACAGAAAAUCCAUGAUAUUAAAAACAACAUUAAAGAAGCUAUAGAGACGAUCAUUGCUGCCAUGAUCACGCUCACACCGCCAUGCAAGUUAGCCUGUCCUGCAAACCAGUCCCGAAUCGAGUAUGUCAUGCACCAAGUCAACCGGAAGGAUUUUGAGUUUCCUUCAGAGUUUUAUGACCAUGCAAAGUUCCUCUGGCUUGACGAGGGUGUGCGGUCCUGCUGGGAUAGGUCUAACGAAUAUCAACUCAUCGACUGCGCUCAGUACUUCUUAGACCGGAUUGAGGUGGUCAGGCAGAACGACUACACACCCACUGACCAGGACCUGUUGAGAUGCAGAGUGUUGACAUCUGGAAUCUUCGAGACACGAUUUCAAAUAGACAAAGUCAAUUUCCAUAUGUUCGAUGUUGGAGGUCAGAGGGAUGAACGUCGAAAAUGGAUCCAGUGUUUUAACGAUGUGACAGCCAUCAUCUUUGUGGUGGCGAGUAGCAGCUACAACAUGGUGAUCAGAGAAGACAAUCAGACCAACAGACUACAGGAAGCCCUCAACCUCUUCAAAAACAUCUGGAACAACAGGUGGCUACGGACCAUUUCGGUAAUCCUCUUCCUGAACAAACAGGACCUGCUCGCUGAGAAGGUUUUGGCAGGGAAAUCAAAAAUUGAGGAGUAUUUUCCGGAGUUCGCACGCUACACUACGCCUGAUGAUGCAAUACCAGAACCAGGGGAGGAUCCCCGUGUCACAAGGGCGAAGUACUUCAUUCGGGAUGAGUUUCUGAGGAUCAGCACAGCCAGCGGGGACGGACGGCAUUACUGUUACCCCCACUUCACCUGCGCCGUCGACACAGAAAACAUCCGCCGCGUCUUCAAUGACUGUCGCGACAUCAUUCAGAGGAUGCACCUACGGCAGUACGAGCUCUUGUGAUGGGCAGCGGUGACCGGCCUACGUAUCUACCUACCUAUCUAUCCCCCCCUCCCCCACGACCAGUUAGCCAAUCACCGUCCCCCCUCCACCUCACCCAACUUCACCAAACAGCCGAGCCCUCUCCUCCAUCCUGAUUCCUCUCCCGGGGGACUUCAGUGGAAGACUUUUCUUCAAAAAAAGGAGUUAAGGAAGACAUUUUCAUCAACUAUUAGCCAGGACUGACUGCUGUGCUCAGAAACAGACUGGAAUCCCUCCGUGCAGGCUAUCCCUCCUUUCAGCUCUCUCAGAUAUAAACACACACUGGCAGGUACACACACACUACAGCAUUCAGAGCCCUUAAAUAGAUUGUAAUGUCUAAUAUCACACACAGAGAGCCUUUUAAAACUGAGUCCUCCUGCUCGACAGUCGGCAGAGGCUGAGUUGAAUAACGCAUUCUGAGAGAGAGGAGUUUAUUCCCCGUCUGCUGAAGGAGGAAGGGAAGAACAAUGGACAUGGAGGAUGGAGAACUGAUACAGAGGAGGGCUGUGAGCCUUUUUUGUUGCCCGAACAGAUGGACUAAUUGACUAACGGCUGCCUGUGGACGUGAGCGUGACUCAAACAUAAGACCACGCGGCUCACAUGACCGCUCUUCAAGACACCAAUCGAAGAGAAAACAACAAAAAAAUUGAGGAAAAAAAAGAAAAUAAAUACCAUACAAUGCAUACCAGUGAACUUCAUGCAGUGCAGAGAAUCCAAGAUAUAUAUAUAUAUAUAUAUAUAUAUAUAUAUAUAUAUAUAUAGAUAUAUAUAUAUAGAUAUUUAUAUAUAUGUGUAUAUAAAUAUGUGUAUAUAUAUAUAUAUAUAUUCCUGUAAUAACACAAAUCAACUUUUACGUUUUUGUUAGUUUUUACCCCAUGUUGUGUGUUGGUGUACCACUGUGUGUGUGAUCUGCCUUUGUGCACCAUUUAACCCCCCCCUACACACACACACACACACACACACACACACACACACACACACACACACACACACACACACACACACACACACACACACACACACACACACACACACACACACACACACACACAAAUACAUCCUCGCCCCCCCCCCCCUGCCCCUGCUGCUAUUUCAUAAAUACUCAACAUAUGGAAAAUAAAAGAGAGGUUUUAUAUAAUAAGGAAAAACACAUCGAAAAGGAAAGCAUGAAUAUAAAGACUUAUCAAGACUGGAUGCAACAUUUUACCUGGGAACACACUCUAAUAUACACACACACACACACACUCACGCUUCACCCUCAUCAGCUCCCCUUCCACACGCCUCUCCCCCCCCAAACCUUUCGUCUUAUUCUCUCACCCCUCCCUCCCUGUCCCACCUGGCUUUAAGUACGUCUGUCUUUAUUUUACUGCUGGACUAUUAUUCUUGUACAGACUGUAAAAUGUAUUAUUUUGUACAACUUUAUUGAAGAAAAAAAAAUACUUGUAGAAGAUCCCUGUGCCUUGAUCACGACUGUACGUGUAAAAAUGAGCUAAUAUGUAAGUUAUGUUUCACUGCGCUGUACAGCUGGAGGGGGCUGUCCCACCUCGUCCGUGCUUGCUCCCCCCCUCCCCCCCGCGGCAGGGCGGGGGGAGGGGCAUCGGAUCGGGGCUUUGGCCUUUCGUCUGUUGCUUAGUUUCCUUCCCCCCCCCCACAUUUGUUUGUUCGUUAAUUUGUUUGUUUUGCUUUGACUCUCCUCUGGUUUAUAUAAUAUGAUUUGAAAAAAAGAAAUUAAGAAAAAAAAAAAGAAGAUUAUCAGACACACCACCUUUAAUGCUGUGUAGUGAAAGAUACUGAACCCUAACACAAUUUAAUAUAUAUAUAAAAUAUAUUUCAUAUUUUAUAUAUAUGCACUGUACACUGAUAUCUAUCUCCCUUGUGAGCUGUCCACCAGGUUUCCUUUCUGUCAGUAACAUCUGCAUACGUUGUUGGAAAGGUGGCGAUUCUGGGUGCAAUGGGAUGGGUAUUCAUUUGUUUAUUUGUUUUUUAUUUUAGCUUUAACUCUUUUGAAGGAGAGGCAAAUAUCCAGUUGCAAAACAUUGCUUGUUUCUACAUAAACCAAAUUCUUUUUUGCUUAAACAAGAAGAAACGGUUGUAUUAGUGUUUGGUUCAUUCUACGGCUGAGUUUACUCGAUCCUCUACAUCUGCACCACACACUCAGCUGCCCGUUUGUUAGGUUCACUUGUCUUAAAGUGCAGUCUAAUGCAGCAGGCCUGCAGUGAAUCCAACCCUAUGUAGAUUGUAAUGUUCUGUGAGAGGUCUUCUUAUUUCUGCCUCAGUGAGGGGAGACUCAAUAUUAGAAACACCUCUCAGUCAAACAGGAUAAACAAUUGAUGAUAAUAAAACGUGUUUAUAUUGCAAAACCAGAGAUUGCAAAGUGUUUUAAGGGUUAUAUAUAUAAAGAUACAACAUGAGAACAUGGGCUGUAAAUAUUUAGAUCAAUUAAUAAAAAUAUUAAAUGUGUUCUUA
Messenger RNA from Gymnodraco acuticeps, 4974 nucleotides. Its product is annotated as guanine nucleotide-binding protein G(s) subunit alpha-like. Gene Ontology annotation, cellular component: heterotrimeric G-protein complex. NCBI's taxonomy places the organism in Eukaryota, Metazoa, Chordata, Actinopteri, Perciformes, Bathydraconidae. Gene Ontology annotation, molecular function: GTPase activity; mu-type opioid receptor binding; ionotropic glutamate receptor binding. The record is from RefSeq and is a predicted model, not a curated record. Gene Ontology annotation, biological process: sensory perception of chemical stimulus; adenylate cyclase-activating dopamine receptor signaling pathway. The coding region runs from base 1351 to 2490 and encodes 379 amino acids. The transcript is spliced from 12 exons.